AAUAUUUCAUUUUCAAAUAGCUUUGAAACGAAAGUACCGCUCUUGCUUCAAGUCAUCAGCCAUGACCAUCUCAAAGGCUUUAAUUGCUUCCAUUCUCAUUUCUAUUCUCGUCAUCCAUCUUGUUGAAGCUGAUCAGAUGGUGAACGCAGAUACAACAAAGGGUUCUCCCAGUAAAAAAAUAGAUUGUGGAGCAGCAUGUAGUGCAAGGUGUCAGUUAUCGUCUAGGCCAAACCUGUGCAAGAGGGCAUGUGGGACUUGCUGUGCUCGAUGCAGCUGCGUUCCUCCGGGCACUUCCGGCAACCGUGAUGUAUGCCCCUGCUACGCUACCAUGAUCACCCGUGGUGGCCAACUCAAGUGCCCUUGAAAAUAUAUCUCAGACUUGGUUGCGUUAGUCUUAUAAGAGAAGAAUGGAUGAGAAGUGUCUUUAAAAUUUAAAAAUAAAUUUGCGUACUAAAUAGAUGCAUAUCACUUCGUAUAAAAGCUAUUAAAAGAAUGAUUUUAUUAAUUUUUCUUUUAUGAAAAAAGAGUUGUUGUAACUUGUAA
Quercus lobata is the source of this 543-nucleotide messenger RNA. RefSeq names its product gibberellin-regulated protein 1-like. The coding region runs from base 62 to 364 and encodes 100 amino acids. Lineage: Eukaryota; Viridiplantae; Streptophyta; Magnoliopsida; Fagales; Fagaceae. The record is from RefSeq and is a predicted model, not a curated record. The transcript is spliced from 3 exons.